Messenger RNA from Nymphaea colorata (pocket water lily), 2774 nucleotides. RefSeq names its product disease resistance protein L6-like. Gene Ontology annotation, biological process: defense response. Gene Ontology annotation, molecular function: ADP binding. Lineage: Eukaryota; Viridiplantae; Streptophyta; Magnoliopsida; Nymphaeales; Nymphaeaceae. The coding region runs from base 395 to 1897 and encodes 500 amino acids. The record is from RefSeq and is a predicted model, not a curated record. The transcript has 3 exons.
AUAAUAUUUUUAAAAAAUUAUGCUAGAUUUUUCCAAAAUUUUUCAAGAUGUUCAGCUUUGCCCAAAAAAUACCCUAGAAAAACAUUUGAACCAGUUAACAUAUUUAUGACUAUGAUUCCAACAAGAUGAUGGAACCACUUUGAAAGAUGUUUUAUAUACUCUGUCUCUUUCUCUCUGUCAGAAUGUAUGUGCUUUUGCGUGUGAGCCUAAUGAAAAUGAACCUCUACUUGAACUCUUUUUCAUCAUUGUAGGCCUUGUCCGCUCAUUGUUUCACUGCAGGUACGAGGCAGAAGUAAUCAGUGUCAUAGGCAAACGUAUCUGUAGUCUACUAGACACGGACUCGUUUGACAUAAAACCUCUUGGGAUAGCUUCAAGCAUAAAUACUCUGAAACAAAUGUUGGAAGGAACAGAUAAUUCAAAAGAUGACGAAGUUUGCAUGAUCGGAAUAUGUGGUCAAGGUGGAAUUGGGAAAUCCACACUGGCGAUGGCCCUCUAUAAUGAGCUAUCUCAAAACUUUGAAGGUAGGUGUUGCUUCCUCUCAGAUAUCAGGGAAAAUGAAAAGCUGGUGGGCCUUGCUUCUUUGCAGGGCAAAUUCAUGAGCAAAAUUUUCGGAGGAAGUGAGCCGAUGAAUAAGGAUAAUGGCAUUAACCUGAUGAAGAAAAGGCUUGGAAGCAAUAAAGUUUUCUUGAUUUUGGAUGAUGUGGAUCAUGCCCGUCAACUCGAGGCUUUUACAGCUAACCGCCGGAAAAAUGAGGAGUGGUUUAUGCCGGGGAGUAAGAUUAUUGUGACAACAAGGAACAAAGAAGUGCUCCUUCAACAUGGAAUCAAUGAGGAAGAUAUUUAUUACCCUGAAGGAUUGGGCAUAAAGCACUCACUACAACUAUUUUGUCGCCAUGCAUUUAGCAGCCACCAACCGUCGGCAGAAUUCGAUGAGCUAUCCCGGAAGGUUGUGAAGGUAGCAGGUGGGCUGCCACUAGCACUUAUAGUAUUUGGCUCAUUCUUUUACGACAUAAAAGACAAGCGCGAAUGGGAAGAUAAGUUGGAAAUAUUGAAAAGAGAUCAGCAUGAGGACAUCCUUAAAAGAUUGAGAAUAAGCUACGAUGGGCUACAUAAUCACAGGGAAAAGUGCGUCUUUUUAGACAUAGCAUGUUUCUUCAUUGGAUGGCAUAAAGAACAUCCGGUUUAUAUGUGGGAGGGUUGCGGUUAUGCUCCGAAUACCACACUUAAAGUUCUUCAACACAGAUCUCUUAUUAAGAUCAACGAGGGCGGCUUCCUUGAAAUGCACGACCAAAUCCGAGACAUGGGGAGAAUGAUAGUUCAAGAAGAAGGCAGCAACGAACCUCUGAAGUACAGCAGGCUGUGGAUUGCAGAGGACGUAUCGAAGGUUUCAAUGUUGAGGGAUAACAAUAUCCAGGGCUUACAUUGGUCGGGAGAUGAUAUAAAGCGUUUGAGGUGGGAAGCGAUGGAGGCGAUGCCGAGUCUCCGGACGAUCAUAGCUGGUGCAGUAGAUACGAGAACCGAAAAUCAAGAAGAUGCAUCUCAAGGAGAAUAUGGAGAUGGCGGAACAUCUGAUAAUGAAGAGGCAUCCGAAGGGGAAGAGAUGCGGCUGCCAAAGAGCACAAAAUUGCUCUGUUGGAGGUGGUGUCGCCGUAAGACACUCACCUUCCACAACGGCCGGCACGAGCACCUCCUCGUCCUCGACCUCCAAUACGGUCAGUUUCGGCGCUUGGAAUCACUUAACAUGGCUUUUCCAAUGCUGAAGGCCCUCGACCUCAGCCAUUGUUCCUCUCUCAUCCGGACUCCUGAGUUCACUCAUCUCGACUGUCAUUCAUUGGUUGAACUGGACGAGUCGAUUGGGCAACUUAAGGCGUUGGUUUUCCUUAGCAUGAAAAGUUGACAGGAACUAAAACAACUGCCUGCAGGUAUUUGGGGGUUGGGGUCACUUGAAUACCUCGACCUGUCUUUCUGCAAGAAAAUUGAAAGAUAUGACUGGCUGCGAGGCACUUUCAGUUGUACCAGAAAAGAUAGGGGAACUGAAAUCCCUAACCAAGCUUAGCUUUAAAGAGUCAUCAAUAUCAUGUAUACCAGAUUCCAUUGGAGGGCUUCAGCGUCUAGAACUUCUCGAUCUUUCUUCCUGCCGGAACAUUUCGUCUUUGCCACAACAGAUUGGAGAUUUGAAAUCCCUAAAGCAACUUUUUCUUGCAAAGACAUCAUUAGUAGAUAUACCAGAUUCCAUUGGAGGACUUAAGUUUCUACAAAUCCUUGAUCUUUCUAGCUGCAAGAACAUUUCAGUUGUGCCAGAACAGAUAGGGAAACUGAAGUCCCUAACCCGACUUAGCUUCAAAGAGUCAUCCAUAUCAUGGUUACCGAAUUCUAUUGGAGGGCUUCAGCAUCUAGAAUUUCUGGAUCUUUCUUCCUGCCCAAAAAUUUCGUCUUUGCCGCAACAGAUUGGAUUAUUGAAAUCCCUAAAUCAACUUUGGCUUCCGAAGACAUCAUUAGCUGAUAUCCCAGACUCCAUUGGAGGGCUUCGGUCUCUGGAAAUUCUUGAUGUUUCUGGCUGUAAGCAAAUAAAGUCUUUGCCAAAACAAAUGCAGAAGUUGAAAUCCUUGAAAAGACUUUUUCUUGGAAGGACCUCUUUGAUAGAUGUACCAGAGUCCAUUGGAGGACUUGAGUUUCUAGAAAUCCUUGAUCUUUCUGGCUGCAAGGAAAUUUCAGUUGUGGCAAAACAGAUAGGGGACCUGAAAUCGCUAAUCCAACUUAAUUUUAAGGAGUCA